AUGAGGCCGACAGCUCGUGUGUUUGCGCGCUACCUGGAGGCCGGUACUCCCACCGGCCUCACUGGUCUAUGGACACAUGCCACGCCCCGAUCGACCCUCCUCUACCUGUACGGCACCACCCUUAGCAAGCUCCAGAGCAUCCCCGAGACUUCCAUGUACCGCCAAUCCGUCGAGGCUGUUACCAAGCAGCGCAUGACCUUCGUCGAGCAGAUGGUUCCUCCCGGUUACAACGAAUGGGCGGCCCGCGCCAAGGAGCUUGUCAGCAAGAACUCGUCCCAGUUCCGUGUUGCCAGUGGCCGUGUCGACGGCAGCGAGGCUCAUACAGUCAAGCUUGGUGACAAGAUCUUUGUGGUAGGCCGAAAGCAUGAGGCGGGCGAUAUCCGAAAUGAGGAGUGGAACGGCGAGGAGGACGAAGGCUCUGAGUAUGAGGGUAUCCGAACGCUCAAGGAGCGAGAGGACCAAGUUACCUGGGCAGAGCGCAAGCCUCUUGAGGACCACGAGAAGGUUGAGUGGGAGGACGAGCCUCAAAUGACAGCAGAUCAGGUUCACGAGCUCGAGCAGAAGAUCGGAGCUGGUCUUAUUGAGGAGGUUAUUCAGGUCGCCGAGGGCGAGCUCAAGCUGGUUGAGACCAUGGAGAAGACCAAGGUCUGGGAGGACCUUGAGGAGCAGCCUGUCACUGGCCAGUGGACGUACUUUCCCCGAGCUUAA
Molecule: messenger RNA, 708 nt
Organism: Fusarium sp. VM40
Lineage: Eukaryota; Fungi; Ascomycota; Sordariomycetes; Hypocreales; Nectriaceae
Source: the annotation of a GenBank genome assembly